Molecule: messenger RNA, 729 nt
Organism: Trichophyton benhamiae CBS 112371
Lineage: Eukaryota; Fungi; Ascomycota; Eurotiomycetes; Onygenales; Arthrodermataceae
Product: extracellular lipase, putative
Exons: 1
Coding region: 1-729 (242 amino acids)
Source: RefSeq, a predicted model, not a curated record
AUGGCCAAAUACGAUUUUGUCAUGCUGUGGAUCUUGACGCUGACAGCCGCCAUUGCGGCUGCCAGGCCCAUGGUUGUUGACAAAGGACGGCAGAUAACAUACACCGGCUUGGACCGCAAUGGAAUAGAAGUGUUUUUGGGUAUCCCCUUUGGCCAUGAUACGGGCGGCAAAAAUCGUUUCAAACCGCCAGUGGCCGUUGUUCCUCCACGCGGGAGCCAUAUCAAUGCUACUGUAUAUGGGCCAAUUUGUCCCCAGGAGCUACGUGCUGGCUCACGGGGUAAGCUGGUAAUUUCUGAAAAUUGCUUGAAUCUCAAUAUCGGAAGGCCGAAGAACAUGACGAGUCAUGAUAAGCUGGCGGUUAUGGUAACCAUCUACGGCGGGGGUUACUGGGUAGGACAUAAUCAGGAUCCGAGGUGGCACGCUGAUAAUAUGGUCAAGGAGUCGGUGGCCAAUGGUCGUCCAAUCAUUCAUGUUGCGAUGAACUAUCGUCUAGGAGGUGAGUAUACACCCCUUCUCAACAAGCCAAAAGAGACUCCUAUUCUAAUGCGAGUACUAGUGUUUGGGUUUGCUCAGACCACGGCUCUCAGAACCGAGAGAUCAGAGAAUGCAGCUCUGAGAGACCAACGGUUGGCACUCGAAUGGGUUCGGGACAACAUUGCCGCCUUUGGGGGUGAUCCGAAGAGGGUAACAAUAUUCGGACAGUCAUCAGGAGGUAUUCUUGCCCCCUGA